AUACCCGUAUGUAUAAUUGAUGUAUUAUACUACGUAUUAUACGUAUUAUACCUCACGUAUUAAACGUCUAAUUAUACGUAUGUUUUAUACAUAGGUACAAAAUCUGUUUUCUGAUAACAGUUACUAUCAUUUUAUUACCCCAAUUCAUAAUAUGGUACAUUUUUGAUAGUCAUUGCACGUUGGCUACACUGUAUUUAGUAUAUCCACAGAUAAUAUCCAUAGAGAUAGAUAAACAAUGUUUUUUAUCUAUCUUGAAUGAUAGAAUGAUUAUGCAAUGAACGUCAUUACUAUAUCAUAUCACAAUAAUUCAUACUUCAAUACUUCAUAGUUAAUUAAGUAUUUAAGUCAUUCAGUAAGUAGUAAGUACGCCUAAGUAAUAAAUGUAAAAUUGUGAUAAUUUGUAUAAUUUUAACAUUGAUACUAUCACUAUGUCGGUUUUUGGAGGACGUCCACAUCAUAAUAUUUGGAGUCUGGGAUUUCGAAGAAUCCCAGAUGAAAAAAUUGGUAAUAAGUUCAAUGCUCUUUGCUUGAUUUGCCAAAAAGUCUUAAAAAACACAAGUGCAGAGAGAUUAAAAUCUCACAGAAAUAUGUGUUUAUAUUGUGAUGGUUCAAAUAAAACUAAGAGUUCUUCCUUGACAAGUUCAGAAAGUAGUAUAACACACUUAAAGGCAGAUAGAAACGAAAGAAAAAAAAUUAAGGGAAACUCAUUUGAUUCUCAAGAAUUUGAAGACGAUCCAGACAAUUGUUUGGAACCAAACAUUAAUACUUCUAAUAGAACAUUUGGUUUGGCAGUAGAACCCUCAAAAAAUUUAGAACAUGAUCCAUCUCAAAAAUAUGACAGUACUAUAUCUAUAUGUUCUAGUGAUGACUUUUCCAUUUUGCCCUCAGAGUUAAACUUAAAUACACCUCAGUCAUAUGUCUUGGUUGAAAAUGAUGAAAUUCAAUCUAGUCAAUCUACAGAUUUGGGCUUUGAAAAAAGUUCAUCCAGCUCAAGUAAUAAAAUAUGCAACAUUACAAAAACUAAAAAUACAGGACUUGGACCACUUAAACAAUUUUGUGAUCAAAUUACACCAGCUCAAAUUGAUAUCUGCAAUAUCAUGUUAGCCAAACUGUUUUUUGGUUGUAAUAUACCGUUUAGUGUAGUGGAUUCCAUGCAUUUUAAAAAUUUUUGUAAAGCCCUUCGCCCAUCAUACAAACCUCCAUCAAGAAAAGUAUUAUCAGGAAGAUUAUUGAACGAUGUGCAUUCAAAAUUAUGUGAAAACAAAAAAUUCAGACUUUCUUCUGCAUUACUUAUUGAUGGAUGGAAAAAUGAAAAUGCAAAUACAAAAAAUGUAGCCUGCAUGCUCCAUGCAGCUACAGGUGAAACUUUAUUUUUAGAAUCAUUUGAUUUUACUGGAAUAAGUGAAACCGGAACUGAACUUGCCAAAAUUGUGGAAGUAUGUGUAACUUUGGCAAAAGAAAAAUAUAAUACAGAAAUAUAUGCAGUCAUUACAGACAACGCAGCCAACAUGAUGAAAAUGGGACGUUUAGCUAGUAUAUGGCAUUUAACUUGUAAUUCGCAUACAGGGAACUUGUUAGCAAAAGAUCUUGUUGCAUCUCGUAUAAGUAGUCAAGUAAAACAGGUACUCAAAGAAUUUCAUGGACCAGAUUUAGAAAAAGAGUUGGUUAAAAAUGGUGGUUUUCGUAUCCAGUUACCAUGUGAUACACGAUGGUGUUCAUAUCGUGAUAGUUUUGUUAACUUGCAGAAAAAUUUACCAGCUAUGAAAAAAAUUUUGGUUGAUGGAGACUACAAAAUUGACAAUUCUAUUAAACAACUGUUAAUUGAUGAAAUUUUUAUUAAAAAUGUUUCAGAUUCAGUUAUACUUUUUGAUCCAAUAUGCCAGUUAAUCAAUAAAUGUCAAUCUUCAACAACUAAUAUUGCAGAUGCAGCUGAGUUAUGGCUUACAUUAACAUUACCAGAUGAUUUUAAAAAUAAUAAAACUUUCUCAAAUAGCUUAAAUAAAAGAAAGGAUAAUGCAUUAUCUGAAUUUUCAUUGACUGCUAAUUUUUUGCAUCCUAUUUAUCAAGGACUAAAAUUUAGUCAAGACAGCAACAAUAAAUCGCAUGUUGAUAUUGUAGAACAUUUUUUAUUGUCUACAUUAAGUGAUGAAGGAUUGAAUAGCUUACAUGAGUAUAAAUUAAAGUCUGGUAUUUUUGGAAUUCUUUUUGAGAAACAACAGUUAACUCCUGGUGCAUUUUGGUCUCUAGCUAAAAACAAACAUCAAGAUUUAUCAAACAUGGCAGAAAAACUUUUGAAUCUUCCAGCAUCCACAGCACAAUUAGAAAGAAUAUUUUCUAAUUGGUCAUAUGUCCACAAUCCCUUACGAAACAGACUAGAAGGAGAAAGGUCAAAGAAGCUUUUAGGUGUUUACUAUGCACUUAAAAUUGAAGAAAAGCAUAUAAACUCUACCAAAGAUUAUUAAUAUUUAAUAAUAAGAAAAAUACCUUAAUUAUUUGAUUUUAAUUUUGAAUACUUAAUAUAAUAUAUAAAUAAAUAAAUGUAUAAUGUAUUAAUAAGAACCUACCUAUGUUAAAUAAUAAAUUGUAUCUUAAAAGUUAAAAGUCAAAAUUACUAACAAACAUAUAAUGAAAGAACAUGUAUAACAAUUAACAAUAAACAUAUUUUCUCAAGUUA
This is a messenger RNA of Acyrthosiphon pisum (pea aphid), 2674 nucleotides long. It is a transcript of the gene Ibf1, whose product is annotated as Insulator binding factor 1. Gene Ontology annotation, molecular function: protein dimerization activity. The record is from RefSeq and is a predicted model, not a curated record. The coding region runs from base 429 to 2462 and encodes 677 amino acids. The transcript has 2 exons. Lineage: Eukaryota; Metazoa; Arthropoda; Insecta; Hemiptera; Aphididae.